Molecule: messenger RNA, 498 nt
Organism: Arachis stenosperma
Lineage: Eukaryota; Viridiplantae; Streptophyta; Magnoliopsida; Fabales; Fabaceae
Exons: 1
Coding region: 1-498 (165 amino acids)
Source: RefSeq, a predicted model, not a curated record
AUGGUCACUAUAAGUGAUCAAGAGGAUGAAGAUGAGCAAAGCAACCUCUCCCAACAGCCUGAAAACAACUCAACAGAGGAGGAGGAUAGAGAUCACCAAGAACCAGAAAUCUCACAACAAGAGUUGCUGAAGCUCUAUGCACCAUUUUCCCAACUGCUCAAUGGUGCUGUGGGGAAGAGAAUAUACUCAAGGUUCCUAGACUUGUUUGCAUCUCUGCAUGUGAACAUACCAUUCAUCAAGGCCAUACAACAAAUGCCUGCAUUCAUCAAGUACAUGAAGGAACUUCUUCCCAGGAAAAGCUCACUCAAAGGAGGCCAAACUAUAGUGUUAAACAAGGAAUGUAGUGCCCUUAUUCAACCUGAAUUGCCUGCAAAAAGAAGAGACCCAGGGAGUUUUCACAUCACCUGUGCCAUAGGAGAAACAAUGUUUGAUAAAGCACUCUGUGAUUUAGGGGCAAGCAUCAACUUACUGCCUCUAUCCCUGGCGAAGAGGCUGUAG